UCAUGCUGCUUCCCACUGAGAAACUUCUUUUCUCUCUCUCUCUCUGAGCAUAAGCUUCUUCACCUCUGAUCAGGAAUUGAUUCUUCUUAAACCGUCUGAUCAAAAUCAAGCGGCUGAGAAUGAGAAUAAUUUCAACGCUGCCAAACAACCAAGUUUCCAUUCCACACUAGAUAUAAUUAAUCAUUUUCAUCUCAGCAGAGCAGAGCAGAGCAGGAAAAUCCUUCGUCGACGACCGUGGACUUUUUCGUCAUUUCGUGUUGGAAGGGUUGGGGCUUGUGUCCGUACAAAUGGAGACCGAAACCAGAACAAGAUCAUGCGUUUUGCUAACGUGUGCCGGGGAUGUCCCAGCUGCUUAUUAUUGUGCGCUGCUUACCUCAGCCAUGCUUUCGGCCUUGCUUUCUUCACCUCUGGCUUGGGUGUUGACAACUUGGAGGCCCAAAAGUGGAGGAGACACUCACAGUGAGUUAUGGCAGUACAAAGCAAUUGACAGUGGGGAGACAAACGGGGAAGACAAAAAUGAUAACGAAGACGCUGACAGCGGCAGUGAAGGUGGCUUAGGAGACGGUGAAGAAGGGUUUUCUUCUGAAGGAGGAGGUGGCGGAGAUAAUAAUUCUAAUGGUGACAGUAAUAAUUCCAAAGAAGAUGGAGCUGAAGGAGAAGGACAUAGAGGAGGAGAUGACAAUGAAAAUGGAGGAGAUGAAAAUGGAGAGGAAGAUGGCAACGAUGGUGAUGGUGACGGCGAUGGUGAUGAAAACGAUGAUUACGGCGAUGAAAAUGACAGUGGAAAUAUUGAGGAUGAGGAAGGAAUUGUGGAAGAAGAACCUGAUGAUGAGGAGGUGGAAGAAGACGAUGAAGAGGACGCUUUGCAUCCCCCAAAGAAGAGGAAGAAGUGAAGUUAAAACACUAUUAAUAAGUAAACGCUACAAGCUUCUAAUCAAUCCUCGGCGUUCAUUGUUGUUUUAAUUAUUAACUUGUAUUUUAAUUUUAGAAUUGACACAGUAUUUAUAGUUUUAAUGUUUUAUUUAAAGUAAUGUUUGUAUGUGGGUUGAAUAUAAUAUUGGACGAAGAAUUAAAUAUUUUUAUAAAAUGUUAUUUCAUAUAA
Humulus lupulus (European hop) is the source of this 1102-nucleotide messenger RNA. RefSeq lists its product as uncharacterized. The transcript is spliced from 4 exons. The record is from RefSeq and is a predicted model, not a curated record. NCBI's taxonomy places the organism in Eukaryota, Viridiplantae, Streptophyta, Magnoliopsida, Rosales, Cannabaceae. The coding region runs from base 288 to 893 and encodes 201 amino acids.